This is a messenger RNA of Penicillium salamii, 1041 nucleotides long. The record is from the annotation of a GenBank genome assembly. NCBI's taxonomy places the organism in Eukaryota, Fungi, Ascomycota, Eurotiomycetes, Eurotiales, Aspergillaceae.
AUGUUCUCGUUCCGGGCAGCUACUAGUGCAAGGAGAGGCCUGCGGGCUUUCUCAACCACUCGCAACAUGCAAGCCGAGCUGGCAUAUCAAGUAUUCGGACCCGAAAAUGGCGAAGCUAUCCGGAAGCCCAUUUUGAUCCUGCACGGCCUGUUUGGAUCCAAACAAAACAACAGAAGUAUUGGAAAGGCGUUGGCACGGGAUCUUAAGUGUCAGAUCUUCGCUCUGGAUUUGCGGAAUCACGGCCAGUCAUUCCAUGCACCAGAGCACAACUAUAGUGUCAUGGCCGAGGAUGUGCAGCAGUUCAUUGAUCAGCAGAAGCUUGACAAAUGCGUCUUGAUUGGCCACUCCAUGGGUGCCAAAGCCGCAAUGGCAGUAGCUCUCCGUUCACCAGAGCGUGUCUCAGCACUCAUCCCCGUUGACAAUGCGCCUGUCAACGCUGCGCUGAAAAGCGACUUCCCCAAAUACGUCAGGGGUAUGCAGAAAGUGGAGGCUGAGAAAGUCUCCAAGCAAUCUGAUGCUAGCAAGAUUCUUGAAGAUUACGAAGAGUCCCUUCCUAUUCGCCAAUUCCUCCUUACGAACCUGAUCAGGUCGGAGGAGGACAACACUCUCAAAUUCCGUGUCCCACUUUCGGUGAUUGGCCGCUCGUUGGAUAACAUGGCCGACUUCCCCUUCCAGGAGUCGGAUAAUCUCCAAUACACUGGGCCCACGCUGUUUGUUCGCGGUACCAAGUCCGGAUACGUGUCCGAUGAUACUGUACCGGCCAUAAAGAAAUUCUUCCCUAAUGCGAAGAUUGCCGAUGUCGAAGCUGGUCACUGGCUAAUCUCUGAGAACCCCGAAGCGUUCCGCCAAGGCCAAAUACACAUACUGAUAGAUUCCUAUAUAGACAAUACAUGUCACUCAAGACACUCAUCUGGCAGGUCGUGUAAAGGGCGGUGUCUUGUAGACGUCCUUUGGUCCCAUGUAUUGCCUGUCGGGCGACUUACGGACAACUCGGGUAUGUCCAUGUAUAGGGAAAUAUGGUAUGACUUGACAAGUGGGUAA